GGCUCACAUGUUAAGACCCCCUUAAGUUGGAGGAGGCAGAAAGGCAACUACAGCGAGGAAAAAGAAGUCAAGACCUUCUGGAAAGAAUUACACAGUCCUGGCUUCGAGCAGCCCAUUGAACCAGGGACUUGAACCAGCCCCAGCCAAAGACUUUUUUCCCCCUGAUUCUGCGCUUCCUGGGUUCUGCUAAGUCUUCACCGGACUUUUUUAUUUUAUUUUUAUUUUUUUAAUUAUUCGAAAAGGAGACUUUCCGUUAACAGGGGUAGGGGGACUGGAGCAAAAAUAUAAUUUAUUUUAAAGCACAGAUUUUUUUUUCUUUUUGGUAAGAAUUAGAAGAUUGAAAUGCAAAGAAAAUAAUAAAGAGACUAUUAGUAAAAUUUCCACUUAAAGUGGGGAGAACCAAUCAUUUUAAAGACUCCCCCAUCCUUUUUAAAUGUUGUUUUUAAAUUUCUUAUUUUUUUUGGCCGGUCGUCUCAAAUUCAUCUGAUCUCUUAUUACCUCAAUUUUGGAAACGGCACACCACCGACCCUCCGGGACCACACAGACAGGCUGAGGACGAAUUUAUGACCAAGAGUUGAACAAGAUGCAUUGUGAGAGGUUUCUAUGUAUCCUGAGAAUAAUUGGAACCACACUCUUUGGAGUCUCUCUCCUUCUUGGAAUCACAGCUGCUUAUAUUGUUGGCUACCAGUUUAUCCAAACGGAUAAUUACUAUUUCUCUUUUGGACUGUAUGGUGCCUUUUUAGCAUCACACCUCAUCAUUCAAAGCCUGUUUGCCUUUUUGGAGCACCGAAAAAUGAAAAAAUCCCUUGAAACCCCUAUUAAGUUGAACAAAACAGUUGCUCUUUGCAUCGCUGCAUAUCAAGAAGAUCCAGACUACUUAAGGAAAUGUUUGCAGUCUGUGAAAAGGCUCACCUACCCUGGGAUUAAAGUCGUCAUGGUCAUAGAUGGGAAUUCAGAAGAUGAUCUUUACAUGAUGAAUAUCUUCAGUGAAAUCAUGGGCAGGGACAGAUCAGCCACUUACAUCUGGAAGAAUAACUUCCACGAAAAGGGUCCCGGUGAGACGGAUGAGUCACAUAAAGAAAGCUCACAACACGUAACCCAAUUGGUCUUGUCCAACAAAAGUAUAUGCAUCAUGCAAAAAUGGGGUGGAAAAAGAGAAGUCAUGUACACAGCCUUCAGAGCACUGGGACGAAGCGUGGAUUAUGUACAGGUUUGUGAUUCAGAUACCAUGCUUGACCCUGCUUCAUCUGUGGAGAUGGUGAAAGUUUUAGAAGAAGACCCCAUGGUUGGAGGUGUUGGGGGAGAUGUCCAGAUUUUGAACAAGUACGAUUCCUGGAUCUCUUUCCUCAGCAGUGUGAGAUACUGGAUGGCUUUUAAUAUAGAAAGAGCCUGUCAGUCUUAUUUUGGGUGUGUCCAGUGCAUUAGCGGACCUCUGGGAAUGUACAGGAACUCCUUGCUGCAUGAGUUUGUGGAAGACUGGUACAAUCAGGAAUUUAUGGGCAGCCAAUGCAGUUUUGGAGAUGACAGGCAUCUAACGAACAGAGUGUUGAGUCUGGGCUAUGCAACAAAAUACACAGCUCGAUCCAAGUGCCUUACCGAAACACCGAUAGAGUAUCUCAGAUGGUUAAACCAGCAGACCCGUUGGAGCAAGUCCUACUUCCGAGAAUGGCUGUACAAUGCAAUGUGGUUUCAUAAACAUCACUUAUGGAUGACCUAUGAAGCGGUUAUCACUGGAUUCUUUCCUUUCUUUCUCAUUGCCACAGUUAUCCAACUCUUUUACCGGGGUAAAAUUUGGAACAUCCUCCUCUUUUUAUUAACCGUCCAGCUAGUAGGUCUCAUAAAAUCAUCUUUUGCCAGCUGCCUUAGAGGAAAUAUAGUCAUGGUCUUUAUGUCUCUCUACUCAGUGCUAUACAUGUCAAGUUUACUUCCGGCCAAGAUGUUUGCAAUUGCAACCAUAAACAAAGCUGGGUGGGGCACAUCUGGAAGGAAAACCAUUGUUGUUAAUUUCAUAGGACUCAUUCCAGUCUCAGUUUGGUUUACAAUCCUCCUGGGUGGCGUGAUUUUCACCAUUUAUAAGGAAUCUAAAAAGCCAUUUUCAGAAUCCAAACAGACGGUUCUGAUUGUUGGAUCAUUGCUCUAUGCAUGCUAUUGGGUCAUGCUUUUGACGCUGUAUGUGGUUCUCAUCAAUAAGUGUGGCAGGCGGAAGAAGGGACAACAGUAUGACAUGGUGCUUGACGUAUGAUCUUACGUUGCUCGAUGUUUGCAGUCACACAUGCAGACACACACAACACCUUUGUUCCUCUAAAGGCUGUACAGUACUGUGGCAUCCAAUAGUGCCACCCAAGGAGAUAUAUCACUGCUGCUGGGACUUGAACAGACACUUCUAUGGGUUUAUUUGAUUCUGCCAAAGUAAAAUGAUACAUCAACAGGAUGAAACUCAGAUUUAACCCAUUUUUCUUUUUUCUAUGAAAAUGGGAUGAAUUCUUUGUGCACUUUUUUCUUACUGUGCAUCCGCCUGACAGUGUUUUGCCCUAUAUACCUCACUAGCCAUGCUUUAUGUGGGUUAUCAUGGAAGAAAAGGAUUUUGGAAACUCAAGGAAAUGUUCUUUCAACGUACGUAUACGACCUAACUUAUGGAUUGUUUUGAUAGCUAACGUUUUUAGGAAGGAUACUCUCUUUAACUCUACCAAAUGAAAUGCCAAAGGAAAAUUUAAAGGCCGUUGGCUGUGCUGUAUUUUGAUAUACUUGUACUGUUUUUAAAUUUUGUAUGCCAAUUUUUAAAACAAAUUUUCAUUUUCUAUAUUUCACUUCUCUGCCAAAACACACUUGUUCCCCCCUCUUUUUUUUUUUUAAUAAAAGAGAUUUUAAAAAAUUCAUACAUAAAAAAACUUACCCAAAAUGUGAAGCUUGCUUGACUGAUGUUCAUGAUAGAAAGAAUUAAAUGUAUCUCUCUCUCUUUCUCUACCUUUUAAGAUGAGAUAGUUUAUUUCUGUGAAGAAGGAUUUAAACUUUCCAUAUUUUAACUUUUUGUCUUCAUUUCUUCUAGAAAAGGCCGACAUACCUGUCACACUUUGGGAAUAAAAAUACAUACUGAUGUGUGUACAAAAAGAAAUUGAAAAUCAAGGCCAAAGGGGUAGAAAAGUGCAAUUUUUUCAUAAGAUUAAACAAAAGGGAAUGCUAGUCCUUGAAAGAGAACACUAGGCAUCCAGCACUGGAUGAAACGUGAUUAUCAAAGAUAAAUCAUCCUGGGAGAUUCUGACAGUGUUUUCCCAGGCCAAGUAAAAUGGAAAGUGGAAAAAUUAUCUGUAUAAUCUAGGCAAAUACAAUGCAGUGUAUUAAAGGUUUUGUUCUGUGGUCUGAAUUUACCAGGUUUUAUCUAUACAUUAAACAUAUUUCACCUUUUGUUGGUUUGUUUGUUUUCAGUUUGCCAGUUCACCUUAGAUGUUAGUAUGAUGUUUACAUGGGUGAAUGGGAUAAAUUAUAAUAAAUAUAAAACCUACAGAUCCAAAAUUGGCAGACUCAAACUCCAAGUGUCCUCUGUACUUUCUAUGGAGGAUUUAUCAUUAUUAUUAUUAUUAUUAUUAAUUAUACAGAUAAUUACUUCACUGCUUAUUUUCUUGGCCUACAUAAAAUUGUCUACACAGUAGAAGUGAUAUCAAGGUUUAAUGAGUAUAUCAAGAAUUGGCACAUAUAAAAAUUAAUGAACCAGGUACUCUGAACUCCACUAAUUUGGUUUCCACAGGGCUUCAAUCAUUCAGUUUGUCUUUACAAGGUCACUCUAGCCUUGUCAGUUGUUGCUGUGUAGACCUGUGUUAAAAAACACAACCAAAAUACGUGAAAAGUUGAAUAGAAAACGUCACGGUGAAGCAGAGACAUGUGGACAAGUGUUAAAUAAUGCUUCCUGACUUUCUGCUUCCUUUUAAUGCAGACAUCUAUUAAUAAUGUUACAUCAACUCUGCCUAAGAAAAAGCUGCACAUUCUACCUUCAGAGUACAAAACGUUCCCCAACAUUCUAAAACUCGGACUCUCACUGAUUGGAGAGUUUAUGGGAAACAAACACACCAUGCCAAUAAAUGAAACUAAAACUUGAGUUUGCCUUUGUAACUAUUUAUGUUCUAAGUUAAGCUUUGAUAACAUUCAAAUGUCAAAUUCUUUCAUUCUUAUAAAAAGUUGAAUUAAUUGCCUGUAUUUAUUUUAGCAAUUAUUCAAUGUAUUUCCAG
Tupaia belangeri chinensis (Chinese tree shrew) is the source of this 4220-nucleotide messenger RNA. It is a transcript of the gene HAS2, whose product is annotated as hyaluronan synthase 2. Gene Ontology annotation, cellular component: plasma membrane. Lineage: Eukaryota; Metazoa; Chordata; Mammalia; Scandentia; Tupaiidae. Bases 584 to 2242 code for a protein of 552 amino acids. Gene Ontology annotation, molecular function: hyaluronan synthase activity. The record is from RefSeq and is a predicted model, not a curated record. The transcript has 4 exons. Gene Ontology annotation, biological process: hyaluronan biosynthetic process; polysaccharide biosynthetic process; extracellular matrix assembly.